Centropristis striata (black sea bass) is the source of this 1655-nucleotide messenger RNA. Its product is annotated as RING finger protein 223. The transcript is spliced from 2 exons. The record is from RefSeq and is a predicted model, not a curated record. Gene Ontology annotation, biological process: protein ubiquitination. NCBI's taxonomy places the organism in Eukaryota, Metazoa, Chordata, Actinopteri, Perciformes, Serranidae. Bases 208 to 921 code for a protein of 237 amino acids. Gene Ontology annotation, molecular function: ubiquitin protein ligase activity.
UAACAACCCAGCGUUUCACAAGUUAGUUGAUUUUGACUCCAGAAAAAUGCAUUCUUGUGUGCAAAGGGAGUGAGCUGAGAGAAAGAUAAAGAGAGGAUCAUCUGACAUCUUCACAGGUCAUCCAGAAGUUAAGGACAGACCAGGAAGUGGGACAAAAAAAAGGCCAAAGGAGACAACAAAGGAGAGGGGAGGCCUAUAUUUCUGAAGAUGGAACAGCCGCAGGUUUGGCACAUGCAGGUCGACUGCCAGGACGCUGCUGGAGAGGUCAAAAAGAAGGUGUCAGUCACGAACCAGCCGGAGUGCUCCAUCUGCUACAACACCUAUGACAAUGUCUUCAAAACACCCAAGCUGCUGGAGUGCACCCACACCUUCUGCCUGGAGUGUCUCUCCCGCCUUAUGGCAGUCUCGCUGGCUGACCGUGACGGUAACGCCGGCAGCACCCGCCUCUCUUGCCCCUUCUGCCGUCACCCCACCAUGCUCCCCGAGGAGGGACCCCCGGCUCUGACGACCAGCCGCGAGGUCCUCUGCAAGCUGCCCAGCCACCAGCAGCGGGAGGAGCCCGUGUGGCUGGAGGGGGAGAAGCUGUGCUACAAGAGCUCCAGGGACGACGCCGGCUCCGACGCCCCUGACAGCCCCCCCGCCUUCUGCAUCUGCAUUGACAUUGGGGCCAGCAAGGUGGUGGACCCUCCGAUCCAGACGCAGCCCCAGACUUAUAGCCUGAUGGGCCGGCUGGCGGACUGGAAGAGGAUGGUGCUCUUCGUCCUGCUCAUGGUGCUGCUUGUUGUAGUUGUGUUGUGGCCAUUGCAGUGUGUAUUCAGCACUGGGAACAUGCGCUGUAUGCGAGAGAGCGUCCACCCACAGCCCAGUACCACACCAACCACCACCACCACGUUCAGCAAGCCACCUGGUCUAACAGAGUAACCUUACAGACUGACUGGACUUUACUCAAAGUGUAUAUAAUAUUGUAUAUGACAUCUCUGACAUUGUUUUUUUUGUUUUGUUUAUAAUUGCUUUUAUAAGUCUAUGUUAUUGCCACACACAACGACCAACGCCUCAGACUUUUAACCACUUUAAAAACAUUAAAGCCACUAAAUGUAGACUUCUUAGAGUGAUCGUCUGCACCAAUUUUCACUGGAUAUUGCAUUAUAUUGUCAUAUGCCAUCAGACUCAUUUGAAUUAAGUUGUUUUUUAAAAUUAGAAUAUAACAUCACAUAAAGAUAAACUUUAACUCUAAAAAGCUGGAAGUUGAAGAUGGAGAUGAACUCUGACAGGCACAGAAAUCUCAUUUUUGCACUUAAAUCAACACCUGUAGUUUGACAUUAGACAGGAGUUUCUGGUCUAACUGGCUUGAUGGAACAUGUUGUCAUAUUCUGACAUUUGGCAGAGUAUCAAAUAACAGAGAACAUGAGUGGGUUGAUUUGUGUAAAAAACUCACCGUUGUGAACAGUGAAGUUGAUGUGAACUUUGCUUUGCAAAUAUCCAAUUGGGUGUAAAAAAAAAAACCAUUACAAUUCAUAGAAAGACAAAAAGUUCUGUCAAAAAAGAAAGUGAAUGUAAACCUCAUGUGCCAACUGCUAACUCAAACUUUAUAUAUUGUACAUUUGAUUUAUGUGUUUUGAUAUGUCCUUGUUUACAGAACCACAAUAAAAAAGUGA